Molecule: messenger RNA, 1059 nt
Organism: Athene cunicularia (burrowing owl)
Lineage: Eukaryota; Metazoa; Chordata; Aves; Strigiformes; Strigidae
Exons: 2
Source: RefSeq, a predicted model, not a curated record
AUGUCGGUGCUUGACUGUUCCCCUAUUUUUGAGAAGCUGAAGGAGUAUAAGGCUUGUCCUCCUCCUUUAGUAGAGGUUUGGGCCCACGAUAACUGGCAAAGUCCAGAAGCAGUGGCGAGUUAUAUCAGUGUGCUUGCAGGAUUGAAAGGUUCGCGACCAGGCAAAGGAAAAGCUGUAGUGUGUGCUGUAUUAGGGGCAGCACUGACUGCAGCCCAGAAAGAUAAACAUGUUAAGAAACAAUUAGAAAGGGAAAUGAUCGAAUCCCUACAAGAUCUGGGGGAAAAUUUAAGACCAUUAAUUAAAACAGAGACCACUGAGGGUCAGGGUGGAAGAGCUCCGCAGGUCACCACUCGAACUACACCGUACCCAGCAACUGAGCUUGCAACAAUUCAGGAGAAAUACACCAGACAAGCUCAGGAAACUGAGACUGAAUAUGUGUGGAGGGUAUCUUUGACUGGUGACAACCGAAUUUUGUUAUCAGAAGAUGAGGCCCAAGGGUACUGGGGGCCAGGGUUUUUCUUAGUUACUGACGACCAGAGAGAACCGUGGUCGUUAACUCAAUGAGCUGCUUAUUGGGCUGGGAGUCUGGACACCUUGGAAAGGGGGGAUCCGGUAUGUAUUGAGACCCCAACCAUGAAUCAUUUGUCUGAAAGUCUGCAGAAGGCUGCUUGUCCCCAAUUAAUGCAUGACAGGCGUUUGGUUCCGCAGCAGCCUUCCCCGAUGCUAUUAAUUGCUAAUCCCAAUCAAACGUCUCCCCUGAUUCGGGGCUUGCUGGACUCUUUGAAAUCACAUGCAGUACAAUUACAAGAUAGUUUGUGGAUUGCAUUAACCCCACAGAGGGAGAGAUGGGAAAGGGGAGAGCCCAUGACUUGGGGACAGAUAGCUCAGGACUUAAUAAAUUAUGGCCGGAGAAUGGGCCUUACCAGGGGGACGUGCAAACCCAAGCCAUUGGUACUCAGAGUGGAACAGCAGGAAAAUCCAUCUCCUUCCCCUCCACAGGUUUUAAGAGCAAAGAGAAACCUCUUGUGGACUAAGGGAACAAGACAGGGGAUUCCCUGA